AUGAUGUCCCGCAAAGAGAUCAACCUAAUGGUUCUCGAGAAUGUUCCUCUUAAGAAAGGUCGUCGCUAUGGUAUCGGUCGUACCUCGCAGGACAUGGUACGGAUGAAGAUGGAGUUUGAUGAAGAGCAGAGAAAACAUCAAGAGAUGAUGACGGAGCUUGAUCAAGAUCCGACAAUACGCCAAGCUUCAUAA
Eruca vesicaria subsp. sativa (arugula) is the source of this 192-nucleotide messenger RNA. The record is from the annotation of a GenBank genome assembly. NCBI's taxonomy places the organism in Eukaryota, Viridiplantae, Streptophyta, Magnoliopsida, Brassicales, Brassicaceae.